This is a messenger RNA of Drosophila navojoa, 1736 nucleotides long. RefSeq lists its product as uncharacterized. Lineage: Eukaryota; Metazoa; Arthropoda; Insecta; Diptera; Drosophilidae. The record is from RefSeq and is a predicted model, not a curated record.
UAUUACGAAGAUAUUGUCGUGCAGCAUGGCAGCAACGGCAAGAGUAACAGCAACAGCAACAGUUGCUUUCAAAGCAGCAGCAGCAACAGCAAUCGCAGCGCCUCUGUCAGCUUCGUCGACAAAUUCGCUGACUUUGUAGCACAUAAUCGUAGCAAUUCGAAAAGCGAACGCGGCUUGCAAGUGCAUAUCAAACACACUAAUAAUCCCAAUGCUGUCUCAUCUCUCAUUCCAAACCCUAACAACAACAGCAGCAGCAGCGGUACCAUUAUCAACAACAACAACAACAACAACGGCAGCAACAGCAACAGCAGCAGUGCUGCCAACAGCAAUAACAAUAACAACGUUAGCAGCAGCAGCAAUGGCAUAAAGACAACAAUUGGCAAGAAGACGCCAGUAAUACUGCUGGCCGCACGUGGAGCAGUUCACAAAUCGCAGCAGCAGCAACAACAGCAGCAGCAUCCGCCACUCGCCCUGCUGAAUAGCAGCCAAGCGGGCGCCAAGCCAGCGGUCACCUUGCUGCGCGUCAAUGCGAAUGCCAACCGCAGUCGCCAGGUUAUCAUUACGCCAGACGCAUCUAACCUGCAGCAACAGCAACAACAGCAGCAGCUGAUCGAGGAAGAGGAGCUCAUUGAUGAGGAUGUCUAUGAUGAUGCGGACACACUGAAUGCCACCCUGUGCUCAUCGACAGCACAAAUCCUGCGCAAAUUUCGCAUACCCAAGGGCACAGCACUGACAGCCAAGCCGGCGGAUGGUUAUCUGGCCAUGCCUACGCCCACGCCUUCGCCGCCCAUGGGCGCAACUGGAGGCAACGCUGCUCUAGACGCAGCCAGCUAUGUGGACAACACAGACGACAUCAUCGAAGAGCUCAACGAGGAUGAUCUGGUGGAAGAGGUCAUCGACGAGGAGGCGACUGGCUGCGAGGAGCAGCAGGUGCUGGAGCAAACAGUUAACGACAGCGACGGCCUUGAUCUCAGCAGCGGCAGCAACAGCAAUCAGAAUGCGACAGCAGCAGCGGUGGCAGCUGCAACGACAACAUCUGCCAUGCUGCUGCAACAGCCGCAGCAGCAGCAGCCGGCGGCGCUGCAGCUGCAAACCGUGGGACCCAAUGGCACUGUCACCUGCUUCAAUCUGCCACCGAACACCAUAUUGGUGCAGUCAGCCGACGGCAGCAUUAUAGCGCAUCCCAGCAAAGCUGGCCAGCAGCAGCUGAUUGUGUUGCCCGCGGACUGGCCGACAGCCAAUAUGGCCUUAGCCGAGCCGACAGCAGCAGCAACAGCAGCAGCUCAGCCAGCGCAGACGCAAACGCAAACGCUGUUGCUGACGGCCGACGGCACCGCCAUACCAAUUAUGGCGCCGCUGCAACAGCAUCAGCAACACCACCAACAACAGCAGCAGCAGCAACAACAGCAACAGGCUGCAGCUGUUGCUGCUGCAGCGCAACUAUUCGCCGCGUAGGGUCUAAUGGGUGGCCAAAUGGGUCGAUUUUUGAACAAUGCCACGAUAAUGCCAACCACAUAUUUCUUUUAAAUCUCCAGCCAGUUGCACCUGCCGCAGAGCAGCACGUGGCACAGCUCGUUGUGUUGCUCUGCUGCCAGCUGCAACAAAUUCCUAGAUUUCUAUCCACAAUUUUCCACUUGCCCCGCCUCCAUUUACGUAGGGCAUCUACCGAAAAUCGACGCAUUUGGCCACCAAAGAGAGCAGCAUUAUAUGAAGGGAAAUCAAAACAAAAUAAAAUU